Molecule: messenger RNA, 744 nt
Organism: Laetiporus sulphureus 93-53
Lineage: Eukaryota; Fungi; Basidiomycota; Agaricomycetes; Polyporales; Laetiporaceae
Exons: 4
Coding region: 1-744 (247 amino acids)
Source: RefSeq, a predicted model, not a curated record
AUGAUCCUACAUACCGUCCUUCUUACCGUUGCUGACAUUGUGGUAGACGGUGCGAAUAAACAGCCGGUGGCCAUUCUUCCCGAAUUCCGCCUAGCCGCAAGCGAGGGAGUUCUCAUACGCAACCCCGAGACUCGGUUCGAGACCUGGCUCACAGGCACUGUGGAUUACGGCAUGUGUAAUUACGAGUCAGAGGCCGCUCGCCAUCGAGUCUUUGCCGGCAAAUUUCAGGAUCUUCUGCCGUACAUCAAGAGCCGAAUCUUCUUGGUUGAAGCAAAGAAGGAGGACCACGACUUAUGGCAGUACAUACCUGAGGCUGCAAGCCAGGCUAUCGUUAUCAGCGAGGUUUCGGGGGAGAAUGUUGUUCGUUUUGUUGUAUCGGAUGGUCAGAGCUGGAUCUUCUGCCUCUUUGAGAAAGACAGCGAUGGGACAAGGAUUGUAUACGAGGGGAAUCCAAUGCUGAAGAUCAUGUCGGGCGACGUUGCAAAGGGGGGAACGGUUUCCAAGGAUAGCGUCAAGAAGAUUGUGAGCUUGUUGCACCAUUGGUUCGUUGAUAUGAGCGACCCGCUCGAAGAUCCUCUUUAUACUUUGCUGCGCAACCCUGCCCGCCAGCUCAUGACGGACCCUGUCUCUAAAGACAGUCAUCGCGAAGAAUUCCGCGCCGAAGAAGAUUUGAGCUGCAACCUUCCGUCGCAACCGCUUCAAGGGUGCUCAGACGGAAGACAGCGUAAAAAAAGAAAGUACUAG